Messenger RNA from Oppiella nova, 3175 nucleotides. The record is from the annotation of a GenBank genome assembly. Lineage: Eukaryota; Metazoa; Arthropoda; Arachnida; Sarcoptiformes; Oppiidae.
AUUUAAUUAAUUCAAUUAAAAUAAAAUCUAGUUUACAGUGAAAAUGUUUAAGUUUGCAAUAGACAGGGGUGGCACUUUUACUGAUGUGUUUGCCAUUUGUCCGAAUGGACGCAUUCGAGUCAUGAAACUCUUGAGUGUCGAUCCCGACAACUAUAAGGACGCACCACUUGAAGCCAUUACAAGAAUUAUUAGAUCAGAAUUAGAUGGAAAAUAUGGGGACCAAUCCAAUAUCGAUUCCAGUUUUAUUGAAUGGAUAAGAAUGGGAACGACUGUUGCGACCAAUGCUUUACUGGAACGCAAAGGAGAACCCAUUGCUUUAGUUGUGACCAAAGGUUUUAGAGACAUACUAGAAAUAGGCAAUCAAUCGAGAGAUGAUAUCUUUGAAUUGAAUAUCAAAAGUCCACAACUUUUGUACGAAGAAGUAGUUGAAGUGGAAGAGAGAGUUGUUCUCAAACAACAAAAUUGUAGAAUCGAUAAAACAAAUUGUGAAGAAGUUGUUGGUGUAACCGGGGAUGUGUUGCAGGUCUGGCAAACUAUUGACACACAAACAUUAAGGCAAAACUUGCAGAAAGUUUUUGAUAGUGGUAUAAGGAGUCUAGCGGUCGCUCUUCUUCACUCGUAUACGUAUCCAAAACACGAAGAAGUAGUCAAAGAGGUCGCAGAAGAGAUUGGAUUCACUCAAAUCACACUAUCAUCUCAUGUGAUGCCUAUGGUUAAGAUUGUUCCCCGAGGACUGACUGCAUGUGCCGACGCAUACCUUACCCCUCAUAUCAAGAAAUACAUUAACGGAUUUUCUUCGGGUUUCAAAAAUGGUUUAAACAAUUUGAACGUAUUAUUCAUGCAAUCGGACGGAGGGUUAACUCCCGUUAAUAAAUUUAGUGGCUGUCGAUCCAUAUUAAGUGGUCCGGCGGGCGGAGUAGUUGGCUAUUCCAACACCACUUAUAUGGACUUAAACGAUAACUCGCCAAUAAUAGGGUUCGACAUGGGAGGCACGUCCACUGAUGUCAGUCGCUAUAGUACUGCAUUUGAGCACACUUUUGAAUCAACCACCGCUGGAAUCACUAUACAAACCCCUCAAUUAGAUAUACAUACUGUAGCAGCGGGUGGAGGCUCUAAGUUAUAUUUCCGAACGGGUUUAUUCGUUGUGGGGCCAGAGAGUGCGGCUGCCUUUCCAGGACCGGUAUGCUAUCGGAACAAUGGGUUUCUUACUGUGACAGACGCUAACUUAUGUUUGGGUCGAAUUAUACCGAAAUAUUUCCCUAAAAUAUUUGGCCCUAAAAAAGAUGAGCCGUUAGAUAAGGACUCGACAAUCGCUGCCUUUAAUAAAUUGACUCAAGAAAUCAAUGAAUUCGUUAAAUCUUCGGAAUCUUAUGAUAAAAAACUAUUAACUAUAGAAGAAGUAGCGAUGGGUUUCAUUAGAGUAGCCAAUGAAGCCAUGUGUCGACCCAUAAGAGCCAUUACCCAAGGGAAAGGACACGACACCUCAAAUCAUAUUCUCGCCUGCUUUGGUGGCGCAGGUGGGCAACAUGCAUGUGCUGUGGCCAGGUCUUUAGGAAUGUCCAAAGUGUUUGUCCACAAAUAUGCAGGCAUUCUAUCGGCAUAUGGUAUGGCUUUGGCUGAUGUGGUUCAUGAAGAAACGAUUCCCACAUCUUUUCAAUACAACGAUCAAUAUUUUACUCAAAUCGAUAAACGUAUUCAUGAAUUGAUUAACAAAUGUGUGGAAGAAUUGAAGAGACAAGGGUUUCAAGAUAAUGACAUAAGUGUUGAAAUCUAUUUGAAUAUGAGAUAUGAAAAGACAGACUUUCCUGUUAUGACACAAACUGAUUCUCUAUCCAAAAAUUCAAAGAAGUUCUGCACUGAAAAUAACUUUAAGAAAUCAUUUCUAGAAUUAUAUGAAAGAGAGUUUGGAUUCACAAUAUCUGAGCGCAAUAUUCUUGUCGACGAUAUUAGGGUUCGAGGCGUUGGAUCCUAUAAUGAGUUUAAAUCAGACACUAAGUCGACACAAAAAACUACUUCUCAGCCAACAGUUGACGAUACAGUGAAUUGUUAUUUCGAUGAAUUGGGAUUUUUGGAAACACCCGUCUAUUUGAUGGAAGGAUUAGCGUUUGGACACGAGAUUCAAGGUCCGGCUGUUAUAAUAGAUCCAAAUUUUACAGUUUUGGUGGAACCCAACUGUAGAGCUAUUAUAACCCAAAGCGGAAACAUUGUUAUUAAUGUCGAAAAAGUGAAGCAAACUAUGAGAGGAACUAAUUUAGACGCGAUCCAACUCUCAAUUUUCUCGCAUCGUUUCAUGAGUAUUGCCGAACAAAUGGGUCGAGUAUUGCAAAGGACUUCCAUCUCAACCAACAUUAAGGAGAGGCUUGACUUCUCUUGCGCUCUGUUUGGCCCAAAUGGAGGUCUUGUUAGUAACGCGCCUCACAUUCCCGUCCAUUUGGGAUCUAUGGGUAAAGCCGUGGAAUUCCAGAUCAACUAUUUUAAAGAUGAUCUCAAUAAAGGAGAUGUCAUACUAACCAAUCAUCCACAAGCCGGAGGCAGUCAUUUACCAGACCUGACUGUUAUUACUCCAGUUUUUUAUCCGGACCAAAAAGAUCCUAUAUUUUUUGUGGCUAAUCGUGGACAUCACGCAGAUAUAGGAGGUUUAACUCCAGGUUCAAUGCCUCCGCACUCGACCACUCUUUUUGAAGAGGGAGCGGCCGUUAAAUCAUUCAAAUUAGUGAAGUCAGGGAUCUUUCAAGAAGAAGGUGUCACUCAAAUAUUGAUGUCUCCGUCACAAUAUCGAGGCUGUAGUGGCACCAGAACUCUGAGCGAUAACUUAAGUGAUUUGAGAGCUCAAGUGGCCGCCAACCAAAAGGGCAUCAGUUUAGUAACAGAACUCAUCGAUUUUUAUGGUCUCGAUGUGGUUCAGGCGUAUAUGAGUUAUAUUCAGACAAAUGCUGAGUUGGCGGUAAGGGAUAUGCUUAAGAAAAUGGCUAAAACACUGGAAAGCCGCAGUCUAUUUGCUCUGGAUCAUAUGGACAGUGGAACCAAAAUUCAGCUGACAAUAGAUAUCAACGAGAUUACAGGUGACGCGGUGUUUGAUUUUACGGGAACUGAUGAAGAAGUAUACGGCAACUGCAACGCACCCACAGCUGUCACACUUUCAGCCAUUAUAUAUAGUUUGCGUUGUCUAGUGGGA